ACAUAAUUUACACAUCUCAUGUGAAAAUAGUCAAAUUCAACAAACUUUCUGAUCUGGUAAAAGCCAACCUGAACCAAAUAUCGGUACACAAUUGAACCAGUAAAAAUCGGUUUUUGACAUUGACACGGUUAAACCGUUUCUCUUAGCUCCUCUCGAGAUUCUCUUUCUGCUAAGCGAAAACCAGACGACAGAAAAGCUAACAACACAAGAGGAGGAGAGAAACUCAAUAACGAACAAGAUUCUUUAAUCUAAUCUCGUGCUUCCAAUUCAAAUUAUUUUGUCUCCUUAGCGGAUCGAUCGCAGAUUAUCAAGCUCCGCCGUCGCCUCCGCCGCAAUCGACGGCGGUGUCUACGUCGCUUUCGUUUCAUGCGUAACAGGAGGAGCAGCAGCAGAAGAAGUCAGCUUAAGUAACGCCGCCUUUGAUUUGACUUGAGGAUUUAGGGAACUUUAAUGCUUGUGUCCCAAAAGAAGAUGUUUCUGAGUUUAUAGGCUUUCGGAUUUCGGGAUUCCGCUGUGUUGUCAAUUUUAAUCAUAUGAAGAAGACUUGGUCGUCAUUUUUUACUGGAAUUGCUCUGUUUGCGCAGAUAAGUUUGUUGGUGAUAUGGCAUUGAUGAUGUUUCCGUAUUUGCUCGGCGUUGAAGAAAAGUAAAAUGCUGGCGAAUUGGAAGAAACCACCCACAGAUUGAUGCUCUCUUCAGUCGACCUCUUUUGUAUAUUUAUUGAAACUUACGGGGUCGAAGGUGUGUAGCAUAUGCUUUAAGAAGAUAAAAAAGUGAAAAUUAUGGAAUCGGGUUCAGAGAAAAAGUUUCCUCUCAAUGCAAAAGACUACAAGUUAUAUGAAGAAAUUGGAGAUGGUGUCAGUGCGACAGUGCACAGAGCUUUGUGCAUACCGCUUAAUGUGGUAGUUGCUAUCAAGGUUCUUGAUCUGGAAAAGUGCAACAACGAUUUGGAUGGGAUCCGGAGAGAGGUGCAAACAAUGAGUCUGAUCAACCAUCCAAAUGUGUUGCAAGCUCAUUGCUCAUUUACCGCCGGACACCAGCUUUGGGUUGUGAUGCCUUACAUGGCUGGAGGAUCCUGUCUCCAUAUAAUAAAGUCUUCAUAUCCAGAUGGAUUCGAGGAACCUGUUAUCGCUACUUUACUUCGUGAGACUCUGAAAGCUCUUGUAUAUCUUCAUGCUCAUGGGCAUAUCCACAGGGAUGUAAAGGCUGGAAACAUUUUAUUGGAUUCCAAUGGUGCCGUUAAGUUGGCAGACUUUGGAGUAUCAGCUUGCAUGUUUGAUACGGGAGAUAGACAACGUUCCAGAAAUACAUUUGUUGGGACUCCAUGCUGGAUGGCUCCUGAAGUCAUGCAGCAACUACAUGGAUAUGAUUUCAAAGCAGAUGUAUGGUCAUUUGGAAUAACAGCACUUGAACUGGCACAUGGUCAUGCCCCAUUUUCUAAAUAUCCGCCAAUGAAGGUUUUGCUGAUGACCUUACAAAAUGCACCUCCUGGACUUGACUACGAGAGAGACAAAAGAUUCUCGAAAGCCUUCAAGGAAAUGGUGGGUACAUGCCUGGUGAAGGACCCAAAGAAGCGUCCAACUUCAGAAAAGCUAUUAAAGCACCCUUUCUUCAAACAUGCACGUCCAGCUGAUUACCUGGUUAAAACAAUUCUAAAUGGUCUUCCUCCAUUAGGUGAUCGCUAUAGACAAAUAAAGUCAAAGGAAGCUGAUCUCCUAAUGCAAAACAAAUCUGAAUAUGAAGCGCACUUAUCACAGCAAGAAUACAUAAGGGGAAUAAGCGCUUGGAAUUUCAAUCUCGAGGACCUAAAAACUCAAGCUGCCCUUAUUUCAGAUGAUGAUACUUCACAUGCUGAAGAGCCUGAUUUCAACCAAAAGCAAUGUGAAAGACAGGAUGAAUCUGCUCUUUCCCCUGAAAGGGCUAGCAGCUCAGCAACAGCUCCUAGUCAAGAUGACGAACUGAACGAUAUUCAUGAUUUAGAGAGUUCUUUCGCCUCAUUUCCAAUCAAACCUCUUCAAGCACUCAAAGGCUGCUUUGAUAUCAGUGAGGACGAGGAUAAUGCAACUACUCCUGAUUGGAAAGAUGCAAAUUUAAAUUCUGGACAACAGCAUUUAACAAAGGCUUCCAUUGGAUCUCUGGCUGAUACCACAAAAGAAGAAGACACUGCAGCACAAAACACUUCUUUACCACGUCAUGUCAUUUCCGAACAGAAAAAAUAUUUGAGCGGUUCAAUUAUACCAGAGAGUACUUUCUCUCCAAAAAGAAUCACAUCUGAGGCUGACAGGGAGUUUCAACAGCGUAGAUAUCAAACAGAGCGGAGCUACAGCGGAUCAUUGUAUCGCACAAAAAGGGAUUCUGUGGACGAGACGUCAGAAGUCCCGCAUGUGGAGCACAAGGGACGGUUUAAGGUUACAUCAGCAGAUCUAAGUCCCAAGGGAUCUACAAACUCUACAUUCACACCAUUUAGUGGUGGUUCAAGCAGCCCGAGUUCCCUCAAUGCGACAACCGCCUCAAUCCUUCCAUCAAUUCAGUCGAUUUUGCAGCAAAACGCCAUGCAACGGGAAGAGAUUUUGAGACUAAUCAAAUACGUGGAGCAAACCUCUGCCAAGCAGCCUGGAUCCCCCGAGACAAAUGUCGAUGAGCUACUGCAGACACCUCCUGCAACGCCACGAGAGAGAGAACUUCAGUCCCAAGUGAUGCUACUACAACAAAGCUUUUCGAGCCUAACAGAAGAACUAAAGAAACAGAAGCAGAAAAAUGGGCAGUUGGAGAAUCAGUUGAACGCAUUAACACACAGAAAUGAUUGAGUCUCAAAAGCCAUCGAGACAACAAACUACAGGCUCAGAUAUAUGAAACUGGGAAUCUUGAGUAAAAACACAAAAUUUCCCUUUCAACGCAAAAGAAUGAAGAGAGAAGAUUUGUGUGUUUUAUAUUUUUAUUCCGUGUAAUUUAUUUGACAGGUUUGUAUUAUGUGACAAACUACUACAAAUGUUUUUCUUCUUUUUGGGGAGGUUCUUCCCAGUGUUCCUUUACUUAUGUGUGAUUUAUGAUGUGCUAAGAAAACAAGAUACUAUUAUUUUCUUUGUUUAAUUA
This is a messenger RNA of Arabidopsis lyrata subsp. lyrata, 3092 nucleotides long. RefSeq names its product serine/threonine-protein kinase BLUS1. The coding region runs from base 782 to 2806 and encodes 674 amino acids. The record is from RefSeq and is a predicted model, not a curated record. Gene Ontology annotation, biological process: protein phosphorylation. The transcript has 21 exons. Gene Ontology annotation, molecular function: ATP binding; protein serine/threonine kinase activator activity; protein kinase activity. Lineage: Eukaryota; Viridiplantae; Streptophyta; Magnoliopsida; Brassicales; Brassicaceae.